This is a messenger RNA of Cylas formicarius (sweet potato weevil), 3292 nucleotides long. Its product is annotated as odorant receptor Or2-like. The transcript is spliced from 7 exons. Lineage: Eukaryota; Metazoa; Arthropoda; Insecta; Coleoptera; Brentidae. Bases 51 to 1139 code for a protein of 362 amino acids. Gene Ontology annotation, cellular component: plasma membrane. Gene Ontology annotation, biological process: detection of chemical stimulus involved in sensory perception of smell; sensory perception of smell. Gene Ontology annotation, molecular function: odorant binding; olfactory receptor activity. The record is from RefSeq and is a predicted model, not a curated record.
CGAAAAAAGGACUCUUCCAUUUUGCUAUACUAGCACUGAAGCUGACAGGCAUGUGGCGUAUAGACCCGUCACAUCUUCCAGUCAGUAUUAGAUUCAUUUACGUUAUAUAUUCCAGAAUAUUGCAAAUGAUUUGCUUAUCGUUGACAGUUCCGAUGGCCAUUCACAUACCGAGUAUGUUGCAAACCAACACCACAGCAGCAAUAGACAUUACAUCGAAGUUGCUCUAUUGCGUGCUUUUGUUCGCCAAAGUAGUGUCAUAUCCGUACAUUUCGGAAGAGUUACUUCCUCAAGCUUUAUGUUUCGAGCGCACUCUGUAUUCGGAAGGUGACAGCGUAGCACUAGCAAUCUACGCGAAACACGUGAGGUAUUGUCACGGAUUGAGCAAUUUCUUCUACACGUCUACCAUUUUUACUGGAACAGCGUUCUGUGGAUUCGGAAUUUUCAACAGUUAUCAGUUCCACAGAUUGCACGAAAGUGCGAACGUCACUUUAAAGAAACCGCUGCCGUUGAUGCAAUGGUACCCGUUCGACGAAAACAGGUACCACGUUUGGGCGCUGGCGCAGCAAGUCGUCUCUAUUACCGUCUGCGCAAUGUACGUCAUAUCCGUUCAAAUAUUUAGCAACUGCACGAUGUUAUUCUUGAGGAGCCAACUGAAAGUAUUGCAGACUUAUUUUAGGCGUUUCGACGAACACUCCUGUGAAACUGGCCCUUUAGCUGAAGGGCUGAAGUCGUUGGGCAUCAAACAUCAAAAUCUCAUUAGAUACAUCAACAGGGUAAACGAGGCUUUCAAAGCGACGGUGUUUCUGGAAUAUGCAGUAAUUUCGGUGAUUCUUGGAUUGGUUUUAUUGCAAGUGAUUGCUGGGAUGGACGCGUCUCUUAACGGCACUUUUAUGUUUGUAGUAAGCAGUCAAUUAUUGUUACUCGCUUGGACCGCUGACGAAAUUGUGGUGCAAAGUAUGAAGUUGGCCACGGCCCUGUUUGAAAGCAAUUGGUACGUCCACGAUACUGAAUUGGUGGGUUCGAUCAAGUUUAUGAUCGCGCGAUGUCAGAAACCUCUGAGUAUCGAUAUCGGGCCAUUCGGUCGGAUGUCAAUUCUGUCAGCGAUGUCAAAACAUAUUUAUCCCAUUAUCCAACGUUGAACAUGGACCCGUUCAAUUGUGCAGCGCGUUUGACGAUACAGGGGCAUGACAUAACGAGUGUCUGUUUCCUUUAAUUCGACAAAUCGCGGCGGAGACCGUCCGUCCGUUGACGAAUUCCGGCGGCGGCAAUUAAGGACGACCGCCUUUUUUCGGCCCUAAUAAACAUCUAGUUACCUUCGCAACUGAAACCGGCCGCCGAAUAUUUGUCAACAUUCAUUUUGUAUCGCCUUCGUCUCUUUCUUACCCGACGUUGACGUUUGCCUGACCGUAGCGAUUGUGUGUUGACCGCCGCCGAAUGAAGGAAAUGCCGUCGCUUUAAGUAUUUGUUAUUUUCGAAAAAUCUUCGAACCCGAAUUUCUUGCAAGUAUCUGUAGGUCACAUAUAAAUUACAUCAAAAUUAAAUAAUAUCAAUUAUCAAUAUCUUGAGGGGCUGAGCCAAUGUUGCCAGUGCUGCAAAGUAUUAAAUAGUACAUAAAUUAGAUAUUUUAAUCGUUGUAUAGUAACAAAAUGUCGUGCUACCAUUUCGUUAAGAUUAAUUCAUACAAUUUCAAGUAGAACUUUUUAGAAAUGCCCUUUUAUCAUGUGACAACGUUGUAAUGAAUUGACGCUCACACCAUUGCAGGGGAGUUGUUUAAAUUUCAUUUUACAUGCGUGUUCUAGUACCUCCAAAUUUGCUUUGCUUUUGCGAAAAUAGUUUUCAAAAGUUGCAGGAAAAUAAUAUUUUAAAGACUGAUAGUCAAAAUGCGGCAACGGUGUGAAGUUUGUAAUGAACUUCUCGGUUUCGCUUCCAUUAUGUUAUUUAAUGGGCAUGUAAACAAAUCUACUCGCGUUUUCAUAGAUGGGUGGAUUUAUUAUAUUACGUGGUGUGCAUAGUAUUACUAAUUGUUGUAGACUUCCAAGAAUCGCUGAAACGACGACGUGGAUGACUAGGACUUGCAGAAAACCAAAAGCUACAAUUUGUAGCGAUCACUUUUUAACUUAUAAUUUCGAUUUUCGAUGCGACGGAGUUAAAUUUUUUAAACGAGAUGUUUUUCCAAAAACAUUUUGCGGUGAAGUUUUUGGACCGCAAAAAUCAAAGUAAAACACUCAUUUAAAUUUGACCAUGUGACCGAGUGUUUACUUUUUAUAAAACUUCUGGAUUUCUCCUGCGUCGGUUUUUGUUGACGCGAACUAGAGCUUGACUGAAACAGUUUCAGUCAAGCUCUGAAGAAGCCAACAGGGUGAUUGGCGAAACGUUAGCUAGUUCGAAUCAACAAAAACCGACGCAGGAGGAAUCUAGAAGUUUAAUAAAAAACAUUACAGUGUUUAUUUUUAGUUCUUCAUCACAGUCUCCCCCAAGAAAACGGUACAUACGACAUUUCACAGAAUUUGAAAAAUGUGGUUUUGUUGAACUCCUAGUUUUCCCAAAAAUACACCUUUUUAUACACUAACGUGAACGGUUUGGAGAAGUCUUUCAAUGGAAUUCUCAAAAAAUGGUAGGGUAAUUAGCUUAAAAAGGACUAAGAAUUGUUUGUAAACAUAUUUCAGAUAAAAUUAAAGGAAUUGAUAUUCGUGUUUUGAAUCGAAUUACAUCAAAUUAACUAUUUGUAAUACGAAUUAUACCAAUUUUAAUCCCCCACGGGAAUUUAUUGCUACUCUCGGGAAUUAUUUUGUCCUAUAGUCUGUCUCAAUCUUCAUCGUGACACUAAUUAUGGAAGUUACUUGCCGACGGCAAUAAAACUCGGGCCCGGUGGGUAUUAAAGGACAGAAAGUUAUGAACGGACUCUCAAAGGUUUUGCUAAUAAUAUAUUUUUUUAUUCAUUUAGAUGGAUAUAAUCUUAUUAAAUUACACUAAGAAAAAACAAGGGCAUUAAAUAUGUACUAUAAAUUCACAGGUAGGAAUAUUUAUACACAAUUACAUUUUUAUUCUAAAUGGCUAAUCUAAUUCUGUUUUACUAACAGAAUCGUCCUUGAGAUUGAUUAUAAUUGUUUUCCAUAUAGUCCUCAAUUUUUAUAAUGUUUUUUUCCAGCUCUAUGGUAUGUUGUUAAUUACUUUAUUUUAUAAAAUCUAUCAGACUAGGACUUAAAGUAGGAGUACCAUUUUUCGUUUUGACCUUUUAAUUUUACGUCCAAAAAUGCUUGUGGAGUUAAACGUGCGGUGAUAUGGAGGAAGA